CAUCUCCCAUAUAUAGACUGUCAAUAAUACGCGAAGAGAUCGGCGCCGACAGCCUAUUGAUGGUCGACGCGAACCAGAGGUGGGACGUCGACGAAGCGAUCGCAUGGAUGAAACAGUUGACUGACUUCGGCCUCCUCUGGAUAGAGGAGCCCACCUCUCCGGACGACGUGUUAGGACACGCGCGCAUCGCACAGGCACUGAAACCGUACGGCAUAGGAGUGGCGACCGGCGAGCAGUGCCAGAAUCGGGUGCUUUUCAAACAGUAUCUUCAGGCACAGGGACUACAGUUCCUGCAAAUCGAUUCGUGCCGUUUGGGUGGCGUUAACGAGAUUUUGUCCAUUAUAUUAAUGGCCCAUAAGUUUGGAGUGCCUGUGUGUCCGCACGCGGGAGGCGUAGGUCUGUGCGAAUACGUACAGCACCUGUCAAUGUGGGACUACGUGUCGGUCAGCGGCUCAACCGAUAACCGUAUGAUUGAAUACGUGAGGCAUUUGAGCGAACACUACACAUACCCGGCGUCGGCCACUCGGGGCCGAUAUGUGGCGCCCAAACAUCCCGGCUAUGGCUGCGAAAUGAAAGCGGCGUCCAUUCAAUACUAUGAGUUCCCUAACGGCACGUACUUUACACGCAAUUUUAAUUAUUUCACCAAAUUGGGCAUAAAAGGACCACGACCAUAUUUCUUUGUGGGCACGUUAUGGGGAAACUUUCUACAACCAAAUCCCGUAUUAGAGUUACAACGAUAUCAAAAAUACGGCAAAAUCUAUGGUAUAUUUGAGGGAAACAAAGCCAUAGUACAAGUGGGUGAUCCGGAUCUUAUCAAACAAAUACUGGUCACUGAUUUCCACGUGUUUGCUGGCCGUCGAGGCAUCGGUAAUGUGCGGCACCCGAUCAUGGAUUUGACUCUCGUGGCGGCCAAAGGGGACGACUGGCGACGGAUCCGAUGGAUAGUGAGCCCAACGUUCACCCCCGGGAAGAUGAAGCGCAUGUAUCCGCUGGUGAGACAAUCGUUGGCCACAUUUCUGGACACUUUGGACACGUAUGCGGUCGACAAGCAGGAGAUCAACGCUAAGGACAUGUAUGGCUGUUAUGCUAUGGAUGUGAUCGCGAACUGCGCUUUUGCUACAAAAACCAAUUCAUUAAAAGACCCAAACAAUGCAUUCUUAAUAAACGCCCGGAAAGUGUUUUCGCCGCCCGUAUGGCGAGUAUUGAUCGGCUUUUUAUUGCCGACAAAUGCAUUGAAUUUCCUAAACAUUAGGACAUUGUUUGAGGAAAAGUCGUUGGAUUUCUUCAGCCAAACAAUGCGUGAAAUCAUUAAAAACCGGAAGAAAUCGGAGACAAAAUUCAAUGAUUUUGUGGAACUCCUGAUGAAAGCGAAGGAAAGAAAUGAUGAGAACAGAGAUGAGAGCGAUGGACAUGAAGACCAUUAUAUCAAUGAGGAAGACAACAACAAAAAGAAAGUAUUGGAUAACAAUUUGACAUCAAUUAAGUGCUUAACCGAAGACGAGGUCUUAGCGCAAGGCUUUUCGUUCUUCGCGGCCGGCUUUGAGACCACGUCCUCUACUCUGGCCUUCUGUUCCUAUGAAUUGGCACUCAAUCCAGACGUUCAGCAAAAACUAUACGAAGAAGUGAUGGCUUCGGUGGACACAAACGGAGAGAUUGAUUACGAAGUGUUGACAAAACUGCCGUUUUUGGAUGCAGUCAUUACAGAGACACUGAGACUGCACUCAACAGCGCUUAAACUUACGAGAAAAGCGGCCGAAGACUACCGAUUGGGUGACACCGGGAUUACUAUCCCAAAGGGAGAUAUCGUUGAGAUACCAAUCCAUGCCAUCCAUCACUCG
Medioppia subpectinata is the source of this 1838-nucleotide messenger RNA. The record is from the annotation of a GenBank genome assembly. Lineage: Eukaryota; Metazoa; Arthropoda; Arachnida; Sarcoptiformes; Oppiidae.